Messenger RNA from Spodoptera littoralis (African cotton leafworm), 8679 nucleotides. The record is from the annotation of a GenBank genome assembly. NCBI's taxonomy places the organism in Eukaryota, Metazoa, Arthropoda, Insecta, Lepidoptera, Noctuidae.
AUAGUGUUAAAAAGUGUUGAUACUAGUGUUUUAGUUUAGAGUUUAUAAUGGCGAGCGGCGAGAGUAGUCGUAAGAAAAAGCGCCGUGAGCCCCAACCGGAAGGGAAGCCGUGUCCGUCCCGGUUCGUGCCACCGGACGUCGGCGGCCGGACCCUGCCGUGGGUGCCUCGAGCCGGCUACGACCAUGAGGUGGGCCAGGACAGUGACCUCGUUAAAGCUGUUAUGAAUAUGUACCCUGAAGGUGAAGGAGAUGGCCGCUGCAGUAAGUUCCUGCCGCUGAUGCAGACCAAGUCCUGGACGAAGGGCGUGCCAUUCCGGGACAGUUAUAUACAUGGCAGACCCGCGGAUACUAUUGGUAACUGCUACACGGCUACCACAAAAACGAUUCGCUUAAUCAACAUGCCCCCGAAGAGGAAGCCUCCUGUAGCCCGCUACGGCCCUCUCGGACCUAACGGGGAGAUGCAGUUCCCUCCUCUCAAGAGUUUAGCAGAGAGGGAGAAGGAGAAGCAGCAGAAGCAGAUGGAAGCAGAGAAGAAGAAGACUACUCUACAGAAAGCACGUUUGGAGUUCGAGCUGCCAAGAGACCCGGACCAGCAGAAGGAGGAGAUGCUGGCAAUCACUGAGGAGGAACACUACCGGUAUAUCUCGCCUGACGCACUCGAGAGAAUAGACUUCUAUCUCAGUCAGUACGUGGUGGAGGACGGCGCGGAGCGCGUGCGGCUGCAGGUCCCGUUCCUGCCGGCGCUGUGGCCGGCGCUGGUGGUGCGCGCGCCCGUGCCCUGGCACACGCCGCUCGUCAAGGCGCGGGAGGCGCUGUUCCACCGGUACUGCCUCGGGAACCCCGUGCUGCUGGAGCUGCGGAGGAUGUGGCAUGAAAGAUACCAAAACAUGUUCAUAGUAGACAUGGAGAAGAUGCAGGCAGAGGUCCCCUUCCCUCAAUACACGAAUGAGUUCACGGAGAACCUUAACAAGCUCUGUGCGGAGACCAGAGCUGAGCUGGAGGAGAACUGGCUGAUAGACGUCGCUGAUACUAUGAUCAAGAUGAGGCAUCACUGGUCGGGGUGUAUCCGUGCGCUGAUGUCCAACCAAAUGCGAAACCUCGUGGAGAGGAGUGUCGCACACUUCGCUAAAUAUUUAUGCUCUUACUCGGAAGGCAACACUUACGAGGGUCCGUAUCGCGACUACAUGUUUAUAAAGCGCCCCAUAAUCCGAGUGAAGGUAAUCGCCCACCCUGGCACCAAUAACAUCACCUUCGAGCCUGGCCUCGAGAGCAUCAAGACGAUCGUCAUCAAGUGGUUCCAGGCCAUCAUCAACGUGUCCCAAGCACUGGCUUCUGUUGAUAAGAUUAUGUAUCCCAACACGGCCCGGCCGGAGCCGAUGUUGAUGGGCGUGUUCGCGGACGAGCGCUACAUGAUAGACGUCAUCAGCGAGGCAGUGCGCCAGGUGUCCGUCAACAAGCCCGGCCCGCGCGCCUUCCUCGACAGCUACACCGAGUACUUCUACAUACUCAAUGGAGAAGCCAAACAGGAUCUACUUGCUUUCUUUGCACAGGAACCACCGCCGUUUUUGAAGGACUUCUCAGCGCGCAUCUACAUGUACGAGAAGCUCCGCGACGAGAUCCUGUUCCUCCGGCGCGACAUACCCCUCAACAUGGUGAUGCUGGACUGCGCGCCCAUCAACGACACGCUCUGGGACAUCGUCAACGGGCUGCGGGACUAUAUCGUCGACCACUUCAUCAAUGUUAAUCGGAAGUGGAAUCGAGCUGCCAUGUUCGACCUCCGGGAGAAGGCACGCACCACUGCGGAGUACGUGCUCUUCCUCAUGCAACAUGCGCAUCUUACCUUUGAAGAUGUGAACCUGAAUACCAGGGUCUUCCUCUGGCCCCUGGACAUGGAAGAAACGAUAGACCUGACUUUAAAGACCCUCAACACCAAGAAGACCAUGGCUGAAGACAAGCUGAGGAGUCGCAAGACCAUCUUUGAAGAUAAACUAAAGAAGCAUGAGAAAGACUUGGAGCUGUUCCGAAGAUUUGAUCCUCCACUGUUGAACUUAGACUUGCUGCAAGAUGCUGUUGAAAGGGUUGAUGCCAUAUUCAGGAAUUUGAUGCUAGUCAUGGUCUGCAGGUACCAUGGUCCCUUCGAAGGUCUGGAAGCGGAGCAGAUAGCUGAAGAUGUAGAGGCGUGGUGGAAGUUACUGUACAAGUUGGGCAAGCAACUCUACGAGUACCCGGGCGCUAAGCGGAUUGCAGACAUGGGUAUGCGCGAGCGCCACUGGGCAAAGAUCAGCGAACUGAUAGGCGCCGAGGUAGUGCACGAGGCGGGCACCACGCUGGCGGACAUGGUGGAGCAGGGCGUGCACGUGUACGCGGCGCAGCUCGAGGAGAUAGAGCAGUACGCCUCCAAGGAGGACACAGGUGUAGGUAUCCUAACGGGACUGGAUGACAUCCAGCAGCUUUUAGACGACCACAUCCUGAAAUCUCAGACCAUGCGCGGCUCUCCUUAUGUGAAGGCAUUCGAGUCCGACAUGAUCGCCUGGGAGGAGAAACUCAUCAGCAUGCAGGAUAUACUCGACCAGUGGCUUACGUGCCAAGCCACAUGGAUGUAUCUAGAACCAAUCUUCUCAUCCGAAGACAUCAUGAGACAAAUGCCGACGGAAGCAAGGAACUUCCGCGACGUGGACAAGGAGUGGAAGACUAUCAUGAUAGCCACACAGAAGGACCCCAUGGUCCUACCGGCCACUGACUUCCCUGGCCUGCUGAAGACGUUGAAAUUCUUCUUCCUAUCAAACGACGAGUUGCUGGAGAUUCUAUCAGAAACGAAGGAUCCCAUGCGAGUGCAGCCUCACCUGAAGAAGUGCUUCGAAGGUAUCUACACGCUGGAGUUCAACUUCGCGAAGGAGAUCGUAGGCAUGGCCUCCUCGGAGGGAGAGUCCGUCAAACUGUCCUCUACCAUACAGCCUGCUGAUGCCAAGGGCAUGGUGGAGCGCUGGCUGCAGCAGUUGGAGCACCAGAUGAUAGUGAGCCUGCGGGACGUGGCCAACGAGGCCAUCACCAGCUACGUCACCACCAGAAGGGAGGACUGGGUGCUCAUCUGGCCCGGACAGAUCGUACAGUCCGGCGCCUGCGUCGAGUACACGCUCGAGACUAUAGAAGCGAUAGAGACGAACUCCCUCCCGGAGCAGAUACUUCGCAGCACGGACCAGAUCAACGGACUCGUGUACCUCGUGCAGGGAGACCUCAAGCCGGGGAACAGGAUCACUGUCGAGGCACUCAUCGUGCUCGAUGUGCACGAGAAGAUGAUCUGCUCCAUGAUCACUACCGACGUGGAGUACGGGUUCGAAUACCUGGGCAAUAUUGGACGACUAGUUGCUACACCGCUUACUGACCGGUGUUUCAGGACUCUCAUGAGUGCCCUAAAGUUGAACCUGGGCGGUGCCCCCGAAGGUCCAGCAGGUACAGGUAAGACGGAGACCACCAAGGACCUGGCUAAAGCCGUCGCUAAGAAGUGCGUCGUCUUCAACUGUUCCGAUGGACUUGACUAUAAGGCGCUUGGCAAAUUCUUCAAGGGUCUAGCUCAAUCUGGCGCGUGGGCAUGUUUCGACGAGUUCAACCGCAUUGAGCUGGAGGUGCUGUCAGUGGUGGCCCAGCAGAUCCUCUCCAUCCAGCUGGCCAUCCUCCGCCGGGAGAAGCGGUUCGUCUUCGAGGGAACAGAGAUCAGCCUCAAUCCGAGCUGCUCGGUGUUCAUUACGAUGAAUCCUGGACUAGCCCGUAAGAUAGUGCAGGCGUACAAGCUCUGCUCCGAGCAGCUAUCGUCCCAGAACCACUACGACUACGGCAUGCGCGCCGUCAAGUCGGUCCUGCUGGCGUCCGGCGCGCUCAAGAAGAACUACCCCGAGAAGGACGAGGCACAACUCGUGCUCAGAGCCAUCAUCGAUGUUAAUAUGCCCAAGUUCCUCUCACAGGACGUGCCUCUAUUCACGGGUAUCUACACGGACCUGUUCCCCGGCAUCGAGAUCCCGCAGCCAGACCGCGUGGAACUGACGCGCUGCAUACUCAAGGAGCUGGACAAGCGGAACCUGCAGGCCACCGACUGGUAUCUGGAGAAGAUUAUACAGCUCACCAAGCCACCACCGCGACACAAGGAGUUCGGAGCCAUCUACCGCAUCCUCAACCCCAAGGCCAUCACCAUGGGACAGCUCUAUGGAUGCUUCGACCCUGCCUCGCAUGAAUGGACAGACGGUGUGCUAGCGAUAGCAUUCCGUGAGUACGCCAUGUCAAUAACUCGGGACCGCAAGUGGAUCCUGUUCGAUGGACCCGUGGACGCUGUGUGGAUAGAGAACAUGAACACUAUGACGAACAAGAUGAACUUGAUAUUCGAGGCUGCGGACCUGGAGUUUGCCUCGCCGGCCACCGUGUCCCGCUGCGGGAUGAUCUACAUGGAGCCGGAGAUGCUCGGCUGGCGGGCGUUCCUAAGUUCAUACAACGUGUACUUGACCAAGAAGUUGAUCCCGGAGCAGUACGAGCUGAUCCAAGAGCUGAUAGACUGGCUGGUGCAGCCCAUCCUGGACUUCCUCCAGGCCAAGUGCACUGCCUUCGUCAAGGUCGGGGAGAUACACCAGUUCUAUAACCAACUGUUCCCUGAUAAAGACACUGUGUUCGAUUACUUGUAUGACAAGAGGAAUAAUGGCACCUGGAUAUCCUGGAUGGAGCUGGAGAAGGAGGUUCCACUGUCACCGACUGCUAAGACUCAAGACAUCAUUAUGUCCAAAGUGGACAGAAGACGUAAAGGUGUGUUCGGACCCUCCAUGGGGAAAAAGUGCCUACUAUUCGUGGACGAUCUGAGCAUGCCCCAGAAGGAACAGUACGGCGCGCAGCCGCCGCUGGAGCUGCUGCGGCAGUGGAUCGACCACGGACACUGGUACGACCUCAAGGACAUGGUGCGCCAGGAGGUCGUCGACGUCCUGUUCGUAUCAGCGAUGCUCCCCCCUGGCGGCGGCUCCAACCUGAUCUCGUCCCGACUGACGCGUCACAUGCUGAUAGUGACGCUGGACUCCUUCGAGGACAACACUCUCAACAAGAUCUUCGGCACUAUCAUGGACUGGCAUUUCAGUAAGGGAUUCAUUGAAGCGCUGCAGAGGCAGGCCAAGAUAGAAAUAUCCCGAGUGUACGGUCAGAACGAGUGGCGCGAUGACAUCAGGAAGUUGCUGAUGAAGGCUGGCAUCAUUGGGAAGCCUCUCGUGUUCCUCUUCGCGGAUAACCAGAUAAUGUACGAGGGCAUGGUGGAGGACAUCAACAUGUUGCUGAACACGGGCGACAUCCCCAACCUGUACGGUAUUGAUGAGAAGGUGGAGAUCCUGGACAAGAUGCAGACUGCCGUCCGGGAGUCCAUAGUAGGUGCAGAUGAAGCCUUAGCCAAUGAAGCGGCUGCAGCAGCCCAAGCCAUUAAAGACGACUGUGAGUCAGACCUGGCCGAAGCUGUACCAGCUCUGGAAGCCGCCCUGGAUGCCCUGAACACCCUAAAACCAGCCGACAUCACCCUGGUCAAGUCCAUGAAGAACCCACCCUCAGGGGUCAAGCUGGUGAUGGAGGCUGUGUGCGUGAUGAAGGGGAUCAAGGGAGAUAGGAAGAUUGAUCCUAAUGUGAUCGCGAAGAUAUCGUCUGCGUGCGAGGGACUGUGUCGAUGGGUGCGGGCCAUGGAUGUGUACGACAGGGUCAUCAAGGUGGUGGCCCCGAAGAAGGCGGCGCUGUUCGAGGCGGAGUCGGAGCUCCAACAACAGAUGAACACACUCAACGCCAAGCGCGCGCAGCUGCAGGGCGUACUCGACAAGUUGCAGACCCUAAACGACGAGUUUGCGGAAAUGACCCGUAAGAAGAAGGGUCUAGAAGACGAAAUACACCUGUGCUCCACCAAGCUCACGCGCGCCGAGCAGCUCAUUGGGGGACUUGGAGGGGAGAAGGCGAGGUGGACUGACCUCGCCAAGGACUUGCAGGAGUUGCUGUCUAACAUUAUCGGUGAUGUGUUACUGUCAGCGGGCUGUAUAGCAUACCUGGGCCCCUUUACUGUUAACUACAGAGCCGAGAUCAUACAGACAUGGAACAAGCGAGCCAGGCAACUCAGGAUCCCCUGCUCGGAGACGUUCUCCCUGAUCACGACGCUGGGCGAGCCGGUCGUGAUCCGAGUGUGGAACAUAGCGGGGCUGCCUGUGGACAACUACUCCAUACAGAACGGUAUCAUCGUCAUGAAGGCAAGGCGCUGGGCACUCAUGAUAGAUCCGCAAGAGCAAGCAAACAAAUGGGUUAAGAACAUGGAGCGCGAGAACCAGUUGAAGGUGAUAAAGCUGACGGACUCCAACUACGGCAGGGUGCUGGAAAACGCCAUCCAGCUGGGCUUCCCCGUCAUGCUGGAGAACAUACGGGAGACUCUGGACGCACUGCUCGAACCUGUGCUGCUGAGGAACGUCUUCAGGUCUGGUGGAGUAGACUGUUUGAAGUUGGGCGACAACAUUCUGGAGUACAACCACAACUUCAGGUUCUACAUCACCACCAGGCUCAGCAACCCUCACUACUUACCUGAAGUCGCUGUCAAGGUGACCCUGCUGAACUUCAUGAUAACUCCACAAGGUCUGCAAGACCAGUUGCUGGGUAUCGUAGUGGCACAGGACAGACCAGAGCUGGAGCUGAAGAAGAACCAGCUCAUCGUUGAAGGUGCUCACAAUAAGAGGACGCUCAAGGAGAUCGAGGAUAAAAUUCUUGAGAUCGAGGCCAAGCAGGCGGCCGCCACCAUCACGGAGGCCGAGAUAGACAAGGCCAGGCUCCUGUAUGUGCCCGUGUCACAACACAGCUCCGUGCUAUUCUUUUGUAUAUCAGAUCUCGCCAAUAUCGACCCUAUGUACCAGUAUUCAUUGGUUUGGCUAAAAGACUUCCGCACCCACUUCGAGAACAACGUAAGCAAAUGGAAAAGUUACUACGACCUGUCGGCGCCCCACGAGAACCCCAUGCCGGCGCCCUUCGACCAGCUCGAGGGGAUACCAAAGCUCAUCGUACUCAGAUGCAUCCGUCCAGACAAGCUGAUCCCUCUAGUCCAGCAGUACGUGGUGAAGGAGAUGGGCCAGACUUACAUAGAGCCGCCCCCCUUCGACCUGGACAAGUCCUACAACGACAGCAACUGCUGCUCACCUCUCAUCUUCAUCCUGUCGCCAGGCUCUGACCCCAUGUCGGGGCUUGUUAAGUUCGCCACGGAGAAGAAAGUCGUCAGCUUCGAAACUAUAUCUCUUGGACAAGGACAGGGUCCGAUAGCAUCAGGUAUGAUAUCUAAAGCGAUAGUGACAGGCGGCUGGGUGGUGCUGCAGAACUGCCACGUGAUGACGUCAUGGAUGGGGGAGCUGGAGCGGAUCUGUGCCGAGGUCAUCGUGCCACAGAACACACACGCCAACUUCCGCUGCUGGCUGACGUCAUACCCCAGCACUUCCUUCCCUGUUACUGUGUUACAGAAUGGUGUUAAAAUGACAAACGAAGCUCCGAAGGGUUUGAAAAACAACAUAUACCGCUCGUACAUAUCGGACCCUAUCUGCGACCCUGAAUUCUACAUCUCAUGUCCUCGCACGGAGGACUGGCGCCGACUGCUGUACGCGUUGUGUUUCUUCCAUGCCAUUGUGCAGGAGAGGAGGGCCUUCGGACCUCUCGGGUGGAACAUACAGUACGAGUUCAAUGAGAGUGACCUCAGGAUCUGUGUUAUGCAGCUGCAGUUGCUAUUCGGCACGCUACUGACGCAGACGCACAUAGUGAUGGGGGGCGGCGCGGAGGGCGGCGAGGGGGGCGGCGUGGUGGAGCUGACGCGCGACAUGAUGGAGCGCCUGCCCGCGCUCUACGACGUGCAGGCCGUCGCCGACAAGUACCCCGGUCUGGCCAUCAUGAGCCCGGAGCUGGAGGAGUGCAACGACGCCUUCAUCAAAGGCAAAGUGCCUGGAGCCUGGAUGUCAAAGUCCUAUCCAUCUAUGAAGCCACUGGGGUCUUACGUGUCUGAUUUACUGUCUCGGCUAAGCUUUCUACAAGACUGGAUAGACGAGGGUCCUCCAGUGGUGUUCUGGAUCUCCGGUUUCUACUUCACGCAGUCGUUCCUGACGGGCGUGCUGCAGAACUACUCGCGACACAACAAGAUCCCCAUUGACCAGGUCCACUUUGAGUUCACCAUUACCAGCAUGGAGUCGGACACUACAGAGGAACCCGAAUACGGGGUCUAUUGCAAGCAAUCUUUCCAAAUGGAUAAAGGAGACGAGGAACACAGUGUGUUCAUAUGGGGCCUAUUCCUCGAAGGCGCAAGAUGGAAUCGUAUAACGAUGCAAAUGGAUGAAUCCUAUCCCAAAAUCUUGUUUGAUACUAUCCCUACAAUCUGGUUCAAACCGGCUUUGAUAGCUGACUUCCAGCCUCCCCCCUGUUACUUCUGUCCUAUUUACAAGACAAGUGAGAGAAAGGGUGUACUGGCGACGACAGGACAUUCCAGCAACUUCGUCAUGUACAUCACUUUGGAGACUGACAAGAAGGAACAGCAUUGGAUCAAUAGAGGAGUCGCGAGUUUGACGCAACUCGACGACUAAACUCGAUAGAUAGGAGAUAACGUUAUACAACCCAUGCAAACUAAUCAGUUAUGUCUAAAAUCUGAAAAUUCGCGUCGAAAUUGAAAAU